AUGACUGAAUCUCCAGUAAACAUGUCACAGGGCCUAUUGACAUUCCGGGAUGUGACUAUGAACUUCUCAAAAGAGGAGUGGGAAUGCCUGGACUUUACUCAGAGGGCUUUGUACAUCGAGGUGAUGUUAGAGAAUUACAAAAACUUGCUGUUUGUGGAGAACUGCAAACUUGAUCCUGUCCAUCAACAUGUGAAGACUGAAAAGCAGUCUUAUCAGUGUGAUGAGCUUGACAAACUGCUUCAUGAUCUCUCCACAUGUGCAGUUUAUAGAACAAGUGAAACUACAGAAAACUCUAAUAACUACAGAUGCAAUAGUCACGGGGAUGCCUCUGUUGACUCAUCAAACCCAGAUAGACAUGAAAGCUUGCACACUGGAGAAGAACCUUGCAAAUCUAAAGACUGUGAGAAAUCAUUAAAUUUGUGUUCCAGCAUUACUCAAGAUCAGAUACUAUACACUACUAAGAAAGAGCAUAAGCAAGGAGAAUAUGGUGACUAUUUUGACUCUACAUAUUGUCUUUUGCAACAACCAGUCUACAUCGGUGAGACACCACACCGUUGUCAGACAUGCGCAAAAUGCUUCAGGACUUCCUCAGACCUCAGAAAACAUGAGAGAAUUCAUACAGGAAUUAAACCAUACAAGUGCAAUGUUUGUGAAAAAUCCUUUACCCAGCAUUCAAGUCUUAAAAUACACCAAAGGCUUCAUACUGGGGAGAAACCUUACAAAUGCAAAGAAUGUGGAAAGUCAUUUUGUCAGUUGUCAGGAAUUAAUAGCCAUCACAAAACACAUACAGGAGAGAAGCCUUACAAAUGUAAGGAAUGUGACAAGCCCUUUGCACAUUAUUCCAGUUUCAGGAGACAUCAGCACUCACACUUUAAAAGCCAUUACAGACUCCACACUGGAGAGAAGCUUUACAAAUGCAAUGACUGUGACAGAUCCUUUCCCCACUAUUCAUCACUGAGUAGGCAUAGGAAAGCUCAUUCUCUAGAGUUUCACAAAUGCAAAGAAUGUGGUAAGUCCUUUAUUAAAUUAUCACAGCUUAACAUGCAUUACAGAAUCCAUACUGGUGAAAGGCCUUACAAAUGUGAGAAACCUUACAAAUGUAUGGAAUGUGACAAGUCCUUUACUGAACAGUCAUAUCUUAGAAGACAUCAGAGUGUUCACACUGGAGAGAAACUUUACAGAUGUAUGGAAUGUGACAAGUCUUAUACCAGCUGCUCAUAUCUUAGAGCACAUCAGAAAAUUCAUACUGGAGAGAAACUUCCUAAGUGUAAAGACUGUGAAAUAUCCUUUAUUCAUAUUUCAAGUCUUAGAAAACAUCAGAAACUUCAUACUGGAGAGAGACCUUACAGUUGUAAGGAGUGUGACAAAUCCUUUACCAGUUGCUCAAAUCUCAGAAGACAUCAGAGUGUUCACACUGGGGAGAAACCGUACAAAUGUAUGGAAUGUGAGAAGUCCUUUUCCCAGAACUUAUAUCUUAGAGAACACCAGAGAGUUCAUACUAGAGAGAGACCUUACAGUUGUCAAAAAUGUGCCAAAUCUUUUUCCCAUUCUUGUGGUUUAAGGAAACAUCAGAAAAUUCAUACUGGGGAGAAACCCUACAAAUGUGUGGAAUGUGACAAUUCCUUUACCAGAGAUCCACAAUUUAAAAGAUAUCAGAAAACUCAUACUGGAGAGAAACAUACCAUUGUAAAUAAUGUGAUAUAG
Messenger RNA from Arvicola amphibius (Eurasian water vole), 1704 nucleotides. RefSeq names its product zinc finger protein 54-like. The transcript has 6 exons. The coding region runs from base 1 to 1704 and encodes 567 amino acids. NCBI's taxonomy places the organism in Eukaryota, Metazoa, Chordata, Mammalia, Rodentia, Cricetidae. Gene Ontology annotation, molecular function: RNA polymerase II cis-regulatory region sequence-specific DNA binding; DNA-binding transcription factor activity, RNA polymerase II-specific. Gene Ontology annotation, biological process: regulation of DNA-templated transcription. The record is from RefSeq and is a predicted model, not a curated record.